Molecule: messenger RNA, 828 nt
Organism: Aureobasidium melanogenum CBS 110374
Lineage: Eukaryota; Fungi; Ascomycota; Dothideomycetes; Dothideales; Saccotheciaceae
Exons: 2
Coding region: 1-828 (275 amino acids)
Source: RefSeq, a predicted model, not a curated record
AUGUCGAACCCAUACCAGCUUCCACCUCCAGUGACCGCAGAGCCCAAGCACCGUUUCUUCGACCCAUGGAACUCGUCAUCGACCGGUCAUCAGAAAGCAGACAACCGCCUCGCAGGAAGCACGAGUUGGCGCGACGCACGCAGUCUGAAGCUUAGCAAUCAAUUCGGCGGAGGCGCGUCCGGUGGUGCUCGGCUUGCAGAUACUGUUGGUGCCGGCAGUGAAGACUUUGGCAAAGAUGGCAGAUUAGACAAUGGGAGCUGGGCCAAAGGCGCACCUGGUCUGAGGAGCGGAAGCCAGAUGAGUGUGGUAGAAGCUUUCAGGAUCAGAAAAGUCGCCUCGAGUUACGACGACGAACUCUUACGCGAGGACUCAAGUCCUGAUGUGCAGCAGAGCGAGAUCCACCAAGAUCAGGAUCCAGAGAGCGCCGCUAUACGGAAAUCUCCCCAGGUGUUCGCGGGGGCUUGCAUCUAUAUCAACGGCAGCACGUAUCCCACAAUCUCGGACCACAAGUUGAAACACCUGCUCGUGACUCAUGGUGCACGUCUCAGCAUCCACCUCGGUCGUCGCUCAGUCACACACGUCAUUCUAGGUCGUCCUAAUGCCUCUUCUAUUAUAGGUGCCGGCGGCGGUCUGUCGGCCUCAAAAAUGCAGAAAGAAAUCACCAAGAUUGGAGGCAAGAAUGUCAAGUUUGUGACGGUCGAGUGGGUCAUGGAGAGUGUGGCUAAUGGGAAACGAGCACCCGAACAAAAGUUCGAGGCUGUAAGACUGGCUCUCAAGGGCACGGGAAGUGUCGAGCAGAUGUUUGCGAAGGCUGCGAAGAAGGCGUGA